This is a messenger RNA of Pseudomassariella vexata, 1233 nucleotides long. RefSeq lists its product as uncharacterized. The transcript has 5 exons. The record is from RefSeq and is a predicted model, not a curated record. NCBI's taxonomy places the organism in Eukaryota, Fungi, Ascomycota, Sordariomycetes, Amphisphaeriales, Pseudomassariaceae. Bases 1 to 1233 code for a protein of 410 amino acids.
AUGAUCUUGCACGAUCUCAAUCAAGCGGCUGUCUUGGCUUUCCUCUUAGUCCUGACUCUUCUCCUCUGUCGCCGCAUUUUGACCACGUCACAAACAUCUGUCGCUGCGCUGCCACCACCCGAGGGAGCGGGCAAUGGCAAGACCUAUCGUAUUCGGGGUGUGCCCAUAACCUGCGAUAAAGUCCGCUUGCAGUCAUUCAUGGACACUCAAAACGGUUAUACCAACCCAGUCGUUUGGUCACUAGCUACUGAAGCCCACGGACGCUCUCAGACUGCGACAGUCACUUUUCGACACGGGACAAAGCCUCCAAAGACACUUCGUGGAAGCUUGCAACCUGGUGGUGAAGAUCAGCCACUGAUCAUUGACGACGACUUUCUCGGGCUUACCACGCUUUUCGCUCCUACACAAGAGGACCAUAAGGGCAACAUUAUUGCAAUACCUGGCCUUGGCGGUCACGCGUUUGGAUCAUUCAAAGAACGAGGCGGCCAGCAUAUGUGGCUACGGGAUGCCCUGCUCUACCAUAUACUUUCAGAACACACUGACCAUCCCAUCGCUCGCGUCAUCACAUAUGGCUACGAAUCUGCCGUCGCAAAUAGCAACAGCAUACAAAACCUAGAGGACCUUGCUACUUAUCUCAAAAAGGCGAAACCAUUGAUCCUAGUCGCCCACAGUCUUGUAGGUUUGAUCGUGAAGCAGGCUCUCAUUACUUUAGCGAGUUCUACUGCGGAAGACCAACAGAAAGCCGCUCGGGCUAUCUACGGAAUUGUGUUCUUCGGUGUUCCCCACGAUGGCAUGGAUAUCAGCUCGCUCAUCCUAAUGGUGGGAGACGGCACGAACCGUGAGCUGAUUGGCACUAUCAGCCAACUCAACUCACAGGUUCUCAGCAUGCAACAGCGGGACUUUCGCAAGGCACUAGGAGCUGAGGGUAACACAGAGAUCUUCUGCUUCUACGAAACAGAACAAUCGCCAACAGCUCAAAAGGACCGGCAUAGAGGGUGGCGAAUGGAUGGACCAAAAGCAAUACUCGUCACGAAGUCUUCCGCUACUCACUGCCGACCUUGGGAGGAUGGACCAGAACAGAUCUGCGCGAUCAACCGUUCGCAUUCAAAUAUGGUCAAGUUUGGGUCGGAAGAUCCCGAAUACGAACGGACGCUCCAGAGACUUCAAGGUUUAGCAAACCGCGCUCUCGGUGUACAAAGUCGGCUUUGGGACGAGAACACGAAAUGUAUGUAA